GCAUAUGGCGGACGUUUUAUAUAUUUUUGCAUGAGAAACUGACAAAUUCUUUUCGUUAUGACUGCCUUGUGACCACUAGAACGUAUAUUUGUUAUAUUUAGAUGAUAAUCGUUAGUUUUUAAUUUGUAAAUUAGUUUAUUGUACCUAGAAUUGUGUAAAUAAUAUUUUGAUUCGUGGACGUUUAUACGGGUCAUUGCUGAAAAACGAAGUCUGUGAUAUAAACAAUACAUAGGUGAUAGAUUAGUUUCUAAUAUUAUAUUGUAAAUACUGUAAAAAUAUUUUGGAUUUUUAGUAGAAAUAAUAAAUUCAAAGAAGACUGAGAUAUAUUGUGAGAGAUUGAAAGCUAUGUCAGCUGUGAGUCUAUUGUCUACAUUGAAGGAGAAACCUACGGAAGAGAUCCAAAACGAUGAUGUUGUCCAACCAGGUCACGAAGAGAAUGGUAUGUCGGGGGGAGGUGACCCCGCGGUACUCGCCGUUGGCCCAGCCCGGAAACCUUUCACCUACACCAUUGAGCAGCUUAUGCGGAUACGAAACUCACCGCUGGUCACCCAGGGUCUGGAGAACGCGUUCGCUGGCUGCGAAGCAUUGGCUCUGGUGCUGAAGAAGAAUCCCGAUUCUCCAACGGAAGAAGAUAACGGUUCCAAGGGGGAGGGGAGCGGUAACAAUAAGGCUGGUUUCGGUCGAGACCGUGAUCGUGAACGCGAGCGACGCUCGGCGGACCCUCGUGAGCGUGUUCGUAAAGAGAGCGAGACCGGAUCAGGCAUCGUCCUGUCCCCGCAGCGGCGCUCCUUCACUUCGGGCUGCGGUGGGCCUGGCUCGGUAGCACAGCCCCCACCUCAGCUGACUCGAACCAGGCCGGAGUCGCCACUCUCCACCGCGACCCCGCAGAUACAGAAGACUGAGCAAGUCGGUCGCCGCAUCGGUUCCGGCCGCAUUAUGGUGCGAGACGCGGCGUCUGGCAGUUGGGAGGACAGCGAAUUCCGGCAGGCGGAUAACAUCUACCGGCCGCCGGGAGCGCUUCGGGAUCGGGACCGCGACCGGGACUCCGAGCGUGACCGCGACGACCGAAGGACUAACAGUGAUAGGUUUGAGAGGCGUUCAUUCAACCGAGAUUCCUUCUCUUCCGACAUUAAGAGGGAAAGGGAUGAUCGGUUUAACAACGAGAAGAACAGAGACAGAGAGGACAACCGCAGAUCUGGUGGUCGCUACUCUCACCGACGCUAUGACAAGGAGGACGAGCCCGAAUGGUUUAGCGGAGGGCCAACUUCCAAGUUGGAGACUAUAGAGCUUCGUGGGUUCGAUGAGCCGAUCAAGGAGAAGCUAAAAGGAAAGGAUAAUGAGCAGAAGUGGAGUAAGAGUAAUAAGAACGCGUCAUCGCCGGCUUCUGACAAGUGGAAGGGAGAGUCUCAGUCGCCGGUGCCGCAGCCCGUCGAGAACAAUACUGAUGAAACCCAGGAUAAGGACUCGAGAGUGGAGUUGAACAAUAAAAAUGUACUGGGGGGCAGCGAUGAACCGGAGUUCAAUUUGGACGAGUUCCUCGAGUUUGAUUCAAUACCAGUGGAACUCACAAACGGUGCCGGCGAGAGUGAAGAGAGUAAGUUCAGCAGAUGGUUCCACAGAGACAGUCCCACCAACGACGCGAAACACUACGAAAGGCUCAUGCAUAACAUGGUUGAUGAUCUGGACAACUCGACUCAAGUGGAGACACCAAACGUCAACCAUGGCAUGAACAUGGCCGGCAUCUCGAUGAACAAUGGCAUAAUUGGCCACAUGGGUAUGAACAGUGGCAUUGGUGUGAACAGUGGCAUUGGUUUGAACAGUGGCAUUGGUUUGAACAGUGGCAUCGGUGUGAACAGUGGUAUGGGAGUGAAUAGUGGUAUGAGUGUAAACAAUGGCAUGGUUGGGAACAGUAGUAUGGUGGGUAACAGUGUUUUAGGUAGUACCAGUGUGAAUAGUGUUAACAGUUACAAUGCGGAACCGACUGUGUUUAACCAGUCUCCUUCGCUGCUUGACUUAUUGAGGAGAGCCAAUGCACAGUCCGAGAGACAAGAGAUGAAUUCGUCGAUGGGAGGCAAGAUCCACAGCUUGGAGGAGCUGGAAGCGAGACUCAGGCCGCAACCGCCCCCGCAGCCCGACAGAGAUCUAUCUGCAUUUAAAAGACUGCUGGCGCAGGUGUCGGGCGGCCACGCGGUGGCGGCAGACCGCGCCCCCCUCACCGCUCACGGCCCGCUGACGUCACACGCCCCGCAUCCGUUACACAACCCGCUACCGCAGCCGCAACCGCAGCCGAUGAGCUUGUUACAGAUGCUGAACAAGAGCAUGGAGCAACAGCAGCAGCAGAAGGCGCAGCAGCAACAGCAACAACAGCAACAGCAGCAACAACAGCCGCACAUUCCGCAGGAGCUCCUAUACAAGCUGCUGCAAGUGCAACAGCGGCAACAGCAGGCACCUUCAGAAAUGGCCGGAAUGAGUCUCUCCGUGGCUGACCGGGAACUGUUGCAGAGGCCCGAAGCUCAAGCGAUCAUUCAUGGCCUCAAGGGUGGUGAGAUAACCGUGCAGCAUUUAAUGCAGCAGCUCGGCAACCCUGGCCUGCAGAGUCGGCAUCGUGAAGUGCUGCUCACGAUACUGAGGCUUCAUCAUCAUCAGAGACAGAUGCAAGCGUCUCCACUACCAGGUAUGAGCACUCCCAAUAUGGGCGUGGCUCAUCAACCCUUACGACUGUCCCCAAUAUCCCACUCAGCGUUCUGCAUGUCUCCAAUCAUGAUGGGAAGCCCCAAUUCACUCAACAUGCAUCAACAAGGUCAAGGCAGGAUCCCGUCGCCGCGAGAGAUGGCGCACACUCAGUCGCUCAUGCAGGGCGCCAUGCUGAAGAAGAAGAUCGAGGAGCAGCGCGACCUGAGGCGUCGUCACGAGGUGCAGCAGAUCAAGCCGCCCACUCAGCUCGCCUUCACUCCCACCUCGGUAUUGCGGAAGAGGACCGCCGAUAAGGAGGAAGCGUUGAGUCCUAAACCUCAAAUGCAGUGGAGUCAGCCAAUCAAAAUGCCGCAAGGGAGGCCCAUCGUUAAGGGCAACCAGGGUGGCACCGCUCCUAUUGGGUACGCGCCGUCACCAGAGUACCAACACUACAUGAACACACCGCAAAUUGGUUCUGCGAUUGGUUCGCGUGGUGGUUACCCAAGUCAACAACAACAACAGCAAAGAGUGCCGGUGAAUAAUACUUACAACAUGAACAACACAGGCAGAGGCAUGCCCAGUGGUACGACCCUGCACAAACUGUUGGUGCAGUCACAUCAAAGGACCCUUGAAGCGAAUAGCGGCGGUGGUGAUAACCAACUAGCGAAGUGGUUCUCACCAGAAUUGUUGGCGCGAGCGUCUGAAGGGAAGCUACCAUCAGUGCACGUUCCAAACGCGUUGUCUCUUGAGGACCUCGAGAAGCACCACUACUCGCCGGCGCCGCCCAUGCGCAACUGAGCGGCAUCAAAGAGAACGCCGCUUUUAUACUGCGCAAUCUGUGACGUCACACGCCUAGUGAACAAUUCAGUGCUACAAACCCAACCAAAAGUGUAUCUUACGGUGUCAAUUUUGGACGCGGAUUUCAAAAUGUCUAUUCUGUGUCAAACGCAAUGAAGUGUUUUUGUUUUGAAUUUGACAACGCCCAUUCCGAACGUCGUCGAGUCGAGUUGAAAUAAGUAUUCUCAGUUCUGAAUAUAAAUAUUUGUGUUCAUUUAUACUUAAAAAAAAUUUCGUGUGUUUCGACCAACACCAAACCUUGAUUUUUUUAUUCUAUGAAAACAACAUUUUUGAAUUAUAUUUAAUUUAUAACCAACCGUGAAGAGCGAAACAUUAAUAAUGCUUUAAAAAGAUAUUAAGUCAAAAUUAAAUUAAAAAGAAUAUAUAAAAUUAGUAAUCGAAGGAUGGAGCAUAAUAAUCUACGCGAAUAUAAAAUAUAGCAAUAAAAAACGUGUCUUAAAGUUAACAUCGCCAUAUCCAGCUCAAGUUAUAUAUAAAUUAUUAAAUAUUUUACAUUUUAAGUUGUGCGAGGAUGAAAAAACAAUACCAAACCCAAUCUUACAUUUGUUUUAUUGACAAUUUAUAUGAUCUUAAUACAUUUUAAAUAAUUUUUAACACGUUAAAGCCCGUACACGUGCGUACAAUCAAUUGCGUGAACGGGCAAACGCGUGACGGGGCCAUAAUCUCUGCAACGCCUCAACGCCUAUUUUACGUGCAGAGGAGAUCCUCGAGCAAUCGUAUCGUUAUUGAAAGUCUCCCCAUUGGCUAUGUUAAAACAAAGAUUUAUAUCUUCCUCAUUGAUAUAAUUGGAGGGAAUGGUCACCAUGAAAUGAGCCCCAGCUUCUGCUGAUGGCUAAAAAAUCCCGUACAACAUUGUUUCUUUACUUAAGAGAAGAAAACAAGAGUGUGAGAAGAGCGAUAAAAUGUGACUUAAACUAAUAAUGAAUUAUAAUUUACAAGUAUUAAGAUAAUGUUGGCUCUUGACUAUACGACCAUUAGUAGUGUAAAGGCCUUCCCACAUCGACGCUGCGAACGCAUAUCUUGAGCAUAUUGUCGUCUCACUCGUUUCGAAUUGAUUCCUAUAACAGAACUUCGUUUUAUUCCAUUUGCUUUUAAAUUUGUUAGAAGACAGUGCGAUUUCAUUUUAUUUACAAUUUUUUUUAUCAAUUAGGUACUUUUUCGAAUACGGUUCUAUUUCGAUUGAAAAGCCUUGUAGCCUGAAUACUGAAGAUUGACCGUGAACGAUAAUAACAAAGUUGAGUUGAUAAUUAUAAAUAUAAAGUAUUUAAAAAACACUAAAAAAACGCUUUGAUUGAAAUUUAAAAUGAACAGCAAUUCCUGCCUUAUUAUGAAAAAUGGAAUAAUUUUAUCAAAAUAAUGUAUUGUCAUCGGUCCUCGAUAAAUCUACGAAGUUUGAACGAAAUCUGACCGUUUAAAGUGGUUCAAAAUCGCGCCCAAAUGAGUCGGUUGCAAACAAACAUACAUAUACAGGUGAAGCUAAUAAAAAGCGAAAAUCCCCGCUACUGCGAUUCGCAACGUCAUGUGUGGGCGAGGCCGAAUAAUAAGAUUGUGAUGAUAAGUUGAUAGAUAUUGUAUAAAAUAUAAUGUGAAACCAUUUUUAACAUAUUUUAGAUUUAGAUAGCUACGAAAAGACCUGAUAAUAUCUCAUGUGAUUUGAAUAGAGUCACUAUAAUUUAAUAAAACAUGUUAUGCAAUAAAAUAAUAUCAGUGGUUUUUCACUAAUUUAUUAAAAAAAAAAAGUAUCUAAAUACAAUAAAUUAUUUAGUGUAUAUCGUUAAAAAUGGUUUCGUUUUUACGUUGAGAUUUCUUACUUUUGGUGAGGAUUUGUAAGGCGUUAUUAUGACAUAAGAAACUGUACAAUACUAUGUUGUUCUGUAGACCAGACCAGACAAAUGGGAACAAGGGAGAUGAAAUUCGGUUCAUUUACUUAACUUCUUUGUUGAAUUUAUUUUCAGUUGCAUAUAUAACAUAGUUGAUUGUUAAAGAUUGUGAUAAAGAUAUAAACUUUGCGAUGAAAAUAGUUGUACUAAUUACAAAUGCAUGAAGAUAUGGGCUGUCUAUUGGCUAUUGCUUAACCCGAUAAAAAAACAAAAGUAUGAUCAAGACAACUCCGCCUUGUUUCUAUUGUCUAUGGUUGUUAAAACGAAGUGAUUCGGAUAUAAACAUGCAUAAUAUCAACGGUUGUGUUCCCGGGAUUUUUUUGUUACUCUAUUGGUAUUUUUUCUUAAGGAGAGAUGAGUUUAGGUUGAAAAAAAUAUAUAUUUCUCAUUUUCAAGUCUUUUUACAAUCGAUUUCUAUUUAAAGGCGGCGUUUUUGUAAUGCUCACUCGUCUGUCCGACAUUUUCUAUUUUAAUUUGAACUUUGUUGUAUUACGAUAAGCGACGCCAGACGAUUGUGGACUGUGUUUGUUAUAUUGGUUGUAUUAUAUUUGCGAUCAGCGCCAUCUUGUGGCGACGAAGUAUUAAUAUGUGAUGCAAUGAAGCUGAUUUGGUGAUACGCUUUAGCAUUUAGCCUGCUUUACGUAAUAAGGUGAAAUAUUAAAAUACUAAAUGCGUGAGGUGCCCCUUGCGUUAAAAAAACGUGUUAUUCGCACACGUACGUUUCAAUAGCGUUUUGCAUGAUAAAGAAAAAAAUCACCAAGUUGGACAAUUCUCGUUAAUGUGCCUACACACAUAUUGUUGAAAAAGUCUCACCACAUUCAAAUCUGAUUGCGAAAAUCUUUUUUUGAAUGGCCGUCAAACCUGUCAAUGUCAAAUGUCAAGCGCCUCAUUGAAUUUCGAUGUAUCGAACUAAUAUUUUCCUACAAAUAUUUAUCGUUACCAUUCGUAAUUACUUUACUUUCUGGCUAUCCGCUUUUUGUUGCUGUCGAUAUCUUUCUCUAUACAUCUCUAUCUUAUCCUCAAAUUUCUCUUUCAAUGAUUGGAUUUUCCACUACGCUCUUUAUAAAUAACUUUUUCCUUAAAUCUAAAAAAUUGUAUAAAUUCUCUAUUAAGAGGCGAUCACACGGUUAUCGAUAAAAUUUCCUGAUGAUAAGUUAAAAUUUAAACUAGAAUCUAUUUUAUACGGAUUGUUUUCACACUAUAUUUUAGAGGCAGUCUCUUAUCAUUUCUCUAGCAGCACUCUUAUCAUUUCAGUAGGUACAUAAUGAGUGCGAAAGUCGGCAUCUGGCGUCGUGUCAAUUAGCCGAGAUCGAUAUCGAUUAGUCGAUAUAAACCGUCCAUUAAUAUCUCGACUCGUAUGUAGCAAUAAUCUCGACCAUAUCGUCGUUGGUCACACACUCUAUUUUGACCAACGUAACCACCUAUAUGAUAAUCAUGUGUCGGUUUGAUACUAUUUUUUUAUUUAUUUUAUCGGAUGCAAAUAUGAAAAAUUGGAAUGUUCUAGAGUGUGGCGAUUUGAUGUUCCUGAGUAGCUUGCUCUAAGCCAUCGUAGUUUAUACGCAGAGCGCUAAAGCCGACGAGAUUUGUGAGCAGUGGCCCUGUUAAUUAAACUGUACGCCUUAUUGUUGUAAAAUACUGCUAUUGCUCGAUCUUUUUUUUAACAGGCGCGAGAAAUGUAAAGAUUCAUUCGAAAAACGAGUUUUUGAAUCAACUACAUCAGAACACGUUGGCAUUCUACUCCAAAAGUCCAAGGUUUGAAACCUUCAUAGCGCAAACCUUCAUACAUAUGCAUGUAUGUGUGCUCUGCAAUGCGGGCACGCACGUACCUACUUGUAAAUUGCGUACACGCCCGCACCCGCAUAGGGCGUGUCCCUCUAACGGAUAUACAGAAGAUACAAUAUUCACUUGCGUCUAGCCAGUUCAUUAUGUUUACUACGGUGGCUUAGUGAUUCGAGCAGUGUAUAAGUGGAACGUAUAAAUAUUACAAAGUUUCGGUUAAAACGAGUUGUUCGAAGCGCGUUACAGUCGCUGACGAUACCAGAUAAUGUCUCCUGUAAGCUUUAAAUUAUUAAAGAAAAUUUGAAAGUUG
This is a messenger RNA of Leptidea sinapis, 7500 nucleotides long. RefSeq names its product eukaryotic translation initiation factor 4E transporter-like. The record is from RefSeq and is a predicted model, not a curated record. The transcript has 25 exons. Gene Ontology annotation, molecular function: mRNA binding. Gene Ontology annotation, biological process: negative regulation of translation. The coding region runs from base 346 to 3471 and encodes 1041 amino acids. NCBI's taxonomy places the organism in Eukaryota, Metazoa, Arthropoda, Insecta, Lepidoptera, Pieridae. Gene Ontology annotation, cellular component: cytoplasm; nucleus.